This is a messenger RNA of Colletotrichum acutatum, 534 nucleotides long. RefSeq lists its product as uncharacterized. The record is from RefSeq and is a predicted model, not a curated record. The coding region runs from base 1 to 534 and encodes 177 amino acids. Lineage: Eukaryota; Fungi; Ascomycota; Sordariomycetes; Glomerellales; Glomerellaceae. The transcript is spliced from 2 exons.
AUGAAGCUCACAAUCAGCACCAUCACUGCAAUUAUUACCUUCUUGGCAACUGCCUCCGUUGUUGCUAAAUCUGGAGGUGGCUUCAAGGAAGACUGCAAAGACAUCCAACUCGAGAAAGUGGAUUAUACAAAGUGUGACGAUGAUGGCGUAGAAUGUCCAAUCUUGAGCUACUUUAAAGUUUGGGCCAACUGCACCGCCUUGGACGACAAGCUGUACAAUAACGAGCUAAAUCUCAACUUGUGUCUCGUCAACGACCAUGGAAAAAUGCAAUGGAGAAGACGGUUAGAAUUCACGCAGUAUCCCCUUAAUCUUUCCGCUAACACCUUUGUUUCACCAUCCAGGGGCAAAUUUGAUAACUCAUGUGAAGAAUGUUCACUUGUUAAAGCCAACAAGAGAAAGGUCGAGAUGACGUGCUAUUGCCACGAUGGAGUCAAUGAGAAAUUGCGGAUGGACACCAUUGACCUUAACCAAAACAUCGAAUUGAAAGGAAACACGAUUUGGUGCGGUGACGAAAUAGGCAUCGCACAUGCCUAA